AUGUUCCUGACCGCGCUCCUGAGCCGCGGCCGCAUCCCCGGCCGGCAGUGGAUCGGGAAGCACCGGCGGCCGCGGACCGUGUCGGCGCUGGCGAAGCAGAACGUGAUCCGUCGCCUGGAGAUAGAAGCGGAGAACCACUACUGGCUGAGCCGGCCUUUCCUCACGGCCGAGCAGGAGCGCGGUCACGCGGCGGCCCGCAGGGCGGCCGCCUUCAAGGCGCUCAAGGCGGCGCAGGUCGCCAAGUUCCCCGCGCACCGUCGGCUGGAGGACCAGCUCGACCACCUCAACGUCACCAGGAGGUGGUACUCACCGUGA
Rangifer tarandus platyrhynchus (Svalbard reindeer) is the source of this 315-nucleotide messenger RNA. The record is from the annotation of a GenBank genome assembly. Lineage: Eukaryota; Metazoa; Chordata; Mammalia; Artiodactyla; Cervidae.